This is a messenger RNA of Limanda limanda (common dab), 623 nucleotides long. It is a transcript of the gene cmtm7, whose product is annotated as CKLF-like MARVEL transmembrane domain containing 7. Lineage: Eukaryota; Metazoa; Chordata; Actinopteri; Pleuronectiformes; Pleuronectidae. The transcript has 5 exons. The record is from RefSeq and is a predicted model, not a curated record. Gene Ontology annotation, cellular component: membrane. The coding region runs from base 80 to 562 and encodes 160 amino acids.
UCUGUGGCGUUAUUCCUGACCGGGACGCUUUCUCAGUUUAACGAGUUGAACGGUAUCGAACUCCCGGAUCACCGGAAACAUGUCGCACACCGUCAUCACCACGACAACCACCACCAGGACUUCCGGUGACAGCGUCUUCAACGCGGGCUACACCCGGACCAUCCCGGGUCUGCUGAAGAUGGGACAGAUGCUCGCUCUGCUCAUCACCUUCCUGUGUGUGCGCUGUGUCCGGGGUUGGCCCAGCUGGGCGGCGUUCCAGUUCUUCGAGGUGGUGACGCUGUGGUUCCUCGUCGCCCUCCUCAUCUUCUUCCUCAUGCACCUGUUCAGGCUGCAGGCCAAGAUGCCGUGCAUCAACUGGCCUCUGACGGAGUUCUUCCAUUACUCCGUCGGCACCGUCCUCAUCCUCAUCGCCUCCAUCGUGGCCGCGGUGAACAGUGGGUCCGUGUCUGCGCUGGUGGUCGCAUCGGUGUUUGGCUUCAUAGCGACGUUCCUGAUGGCCGUGAGUCUGUGGACGUCCUACAGCGUGACCUGUGGUCCUCAUCCCACAGGUUCAACUGUGUAAACAUCGUCUCCGAGGAAACCGAGACCUGGAUCGUUCACCGGAUCAGAACUCAGAGGAACCG